AGUACUCAUACGCUCCAGCCGCUUGACAUUAUUAUGUUUUCUCCACUUGCAGCUUCGUACAAAGCAGAGCUUACGGCACUUAUAGAUAGAGAUCAAGGCCUCAUAUCUAUCACAAAACGUAACUUCUUUACACUCUUCUAUACUGCCUGGUCCUCCUCCUUUAAGAAUCCUACACUUGUAUGCAAAGCUUUCGAAACAACUGGCAUCAGCCCGCUCAACCCUAACGCGAUACUCAAGCGCUUUAAACCACCACUAGAGAGCGUACGGCCUAGUUCAAGCAGCUCCUCAUCAUCAGUACUUAGCGCUUCAGAUUGGAGAAAGAUUGAACGAUUACUCCAGCAAGCAGUAGACAAUUUGCAAGACUCUAACACAAAGAAGCUCAGCUGUACGAUCCAUACAAUUUCAGUAAAGAACACACUGCUACAACAUGAGAUCAAUCAACUCAGAGAGGCUCUAGUCAAUGAGCAGAAGCGUAGGCAGCAUGGCAAGGCCCUGCUACUUGAGGCACCACCUGAAUACAAUGGUGGAGCAGUCUUCUGGUCACCUCAAAAAGUGAGUGACAUGUGGCUUCAUCAGGAACAGAAGGACCGGGAUAAUCAGCUUGUACAACAUCAGAAAAGUAUGGUGUCAGAUUUGAUGGUAUCUGAAGAUGUCACGGUGACAGAAAGAUUGAAGAUGGGUUGA
Molecule: messenger RNA, 684 nt
Organism: Westerdykella ornata
Lineage: Eukaryota; Fungi; Ascomycota; Dothideomycetes; Pleosporales; Sporormiaceae
Exons: 1
Source: RefSeq, a predicted model, not a curated record